Crotalus tigris (Tiger rattlesnake) is the source of this 3641-nucleotide messenger RNA. RefSeq names its product muscle M-line assembly protein unc-89-like. NCBI's taxonomy places the organism in Eukaryota, Metazoa, Chordata, Lepidosauria, Squamata, Viperidae. Bases 802 to 3315 code for a protein of 837 amino acids. The record is from RefSeq and is a predicted model, not a curated record. The transcript has 14 exons.
UUCCACUAGGUUGCAACCUUCAAAAUCAUCCAGUGUGACAUUCUUUGUUAAUUAAAUGCUAGGAGUUGUUCUGCCACUGCUAUUACAAAGAUCCUGAAAGAUGUUGAGAAUGAGAACAAUUAAUUAAAUUACAAUUUCAUUGCUAGCUGUUUUGUUUUCAUUGGUCCCAAGCUUUUUCAUUUAUUUUAAGGUCCAUUAAUGUCUUUGGUUGGAACAGGCACGUGUGUUAAUGUGUGGGAUCAAGUAACAAUGCCGGCCUUGUCAGACAGCAGAGGAGGCCCUAUUUGGUCCCUCUGUACUGCUUUGUUUCUCAGGAUGAUAAUCGGCAUCUUGGCAGAAACCUGCACCUUUGGGGUGGGGGUGGAGAGUUGUUUUCUACAGUGUAAUCUUUGUUUGGAAUCACCAGCUGCUCUGUGACAUCAUCAGGCUGGAACUUCUUAUACAACAAUUGCUAUCCAGGCAGAGGAGGAAGACCCUGGCAAAGGGAAGAGAUGGUUCUUCAAUUCACCUGAGAAUCAUCUCCCCCUCUCCUAACAACUGAAGCCCUCCCCUUAGCAGAUCCAAAACCUCAGCUGUUUCUGUGGCUCAGCUGAAAAAAUGGAAGUCCUGAACGAUUGUCCUUCUCUAUGUUUGUGAUUCUAGCUGCGCCUUCUCCCAGCCUGGCUAUUUCAUCCCAGGUGCUCUGGCAUUGCCAACUGUACUGCUGGCCUCUACAGCGUCAUAAGAUCUUUAUGCAAUCUUCUUGACAUUUGCACCUGUGCUCUUAUGGAAAGAGUGAAUCUCACUUACAAUUCCUGAAAAAUGGAGCACGAACUUGGAAGAGAAUCCAAAAAUGAGAUUGUGCAGGCUGAAAACAUCACGCCUACGGGCCCAGAUGAACAACCUGAUAACAACAUAGUCGAAGUCUUAAAUGAGCAGGCUGAAGAGACCAUCCGUCUCCAAGGCCCAAAUGAACAAACUGAGGAAAAUGAAAACCAAGGCCUAGAUGAGCCGCUUAGCGAUAGCACAACUCAAAAGCUAACAGAACAAGAGGAAAAGAACCAGCCCCAAGAGCUAAGUGAACUGAGUGAAGGAAGCCAACUUCAAGACCUGAGCGAGCAGGAUGAGGAAAACCAACUUCAAGAGCUAACCGAGCAGGGUGAGGAAAACCAACCUCAAGAUCUGACCGAGCAGGGUAAAGAGAGCCAACUUCAAGACCUGACCAAGCAGGGUGAAGAGAGCCAAUUUCAAGACCUGACUGAGCAGGGUGAAGAGAGCCAAUUUCAAGACCUAACCAAGCAGGCUGAAGAGAGCCGAUUUCAAGACAUGACUGAGCAGGGUGAAGAGAGCCAAUUUCAAGGGCAAAGUCAGCAGGGUGAAGAGAAACAACCUGAGGAAUUGAGUGAAACAGCUGAAGAGAAUCAACUUCAAGAACUGAGUGAGCCAGAUGAAGAGAGCAAGCCCUCAGAUAUAAGUGAACUAGAUGAAAGUAGCAAAGUACAAGAUUUAACUGAGCAAGUCAAGGACAAUGAGCCCCAAGAUUUCACAUAUUUGGCUGUGGAACCAAUAAGGAUGCAAGAACAGACAAUCCUUUAUGAUCAGCCAGCCCCACCCUCUUUUAUUGAUUACCUAGCUAUUUCUAUUACUGGAAGGCAGGAUGAACAGGGCAGAUCAGCUGCUCCAGAAUCCAUAUUAGAUAUUACUCAACUUGAAAGAAAAGACAGCAAAAUCCAAGAUAUAAAGAAAAUUGAGAGAAGUAAGAUUUUCUCAGAAAUAACUGAGAGGGAGCAUUAUCAACCUGCCACUGAAGUUUCAUCACUAAAACCCAGAAAGAAAUCUGCUAAUAUUAAAACUGAAAGCUGUACUCCUAUUCCCAGAAGUUACUAUCAGCAUACCAAGCCAGUGGUUCCCAGAAUUACCCUGCCUCAAACAUCUGAUAAAGCAAUUCAGUGUAAUAAGAUGCUCAUGCGACGCCUGACACCACUUAGGAAGCCACCCCCUCCGAAAGUCACCACCCCCAAAACAAGCCCACAAACCAAAGAUAAAGACACCCAGAUUACUACUUCCUUUGAAACAUUGUUGAAGAGACCACUAGUUUCAGUAGAAAAGAAGAAAAAAGAGAAGAAUAAGCCAGUUCCCAGGGGCCCUUCAAAGCAAGCUUCUCCAAGCAAAACCCGCCCAUCCCCUUCACGCAGAAAGAGUGUCAGCUCUUCUGGCAGCCAUGUCUCACGAUCCAUGCCAACAAAAAAGAGCAAGAAGCCUAAUGUUAUCUACAAUGUCCACAUAACUGUGUAUGACAGGGGGAGAGACAUUAAUACCCAGUUUAUCAAGGACACAGCCUGGGAAGAUUGUAUUGUGUGCUCAGGGCUGUCUAGAAUCUGCGCUGUUUUCAAUGUCUUGAAGUGUGGCAGAGUUCCUGUCAGCAAACUCCUAUUUGUACUUCAUACUCUCAAGAUUCUAGUGACCAGAGAUGAGAUGUAUUGUGCUCUUCAGUUAAUGAAUGUGGAUGUACUUGGGACUCUGAAUUUUUCAGAUUUUCUGGAAGUGGUGAAUAAGACCUCCCCAUUUGCCCAAACAGAAGGAUUCCAGAAUAUCCUCUGGGCUUUCAGGAAAAUAAAGAAAGAUAUGGUUUGUAUUGAUGAUCUGAGGUUAAUCCUGGAAAACCUUGAAGUCAACCUGACCUGUGAAACUAUACAUGAUGCACUAAAAUGCACUCGUAUUAAUAAAAAUAGGCUUCUGAACUUUAAGGAAUUUAUCCUGGCUGUAAGGGAACUACAGAAGCAUCCUGCAGAAGAAGUAUUUCCGAGUGAAUACGCGCUCUUGGAACGGAAGCCUUUUCAGGAUGUGACUGGGCUUGUCGGUGCUGAUUCGAGAUGGAGAAGAAAGUAUCAAAGCUAUUUUGAUAGUGAAACAUCUGAAUCCACAACCCCAUACUUCUCAGGACUGACAUCUUCAUCUACAUAUAGUGAUUUUGACGAAGUCCACAGAAAAGUGUCCUGUCCUUUUGAGCAGAGUAUCUUGAAAGAUGAACAAGCAGAUGAAGAUCAUAAAAUCACAAUAGUGAAAAUUUUGCAAUCCGAUACUGCUGACCAAAAAGUGCCCGGCACUGCAUCUUCUGUAGACCAUGAAGAAAGCAACGCUAAAGAGUCUGACAAUGUAGAGGCGAAAAAGUCAGUGACAGAUGUUCCUGUUAUAGAAAGCACCAGUGCUGAGCCUGAGCCUGACUUAACAGAGGAGAAAAAAGACAUAUCUGAUACUCCUGAUCAAAAUAUCCCACCUGUGGAUAAUGCAGAGGACAAAGAUAAAGAGCAGGACAUCGUAGAGGAAAAAUCUUAGACUUUGAUUCCUCAGUUCAGGUUACUCAGCUUCCACAGGUCACCAGUCAAUCUAUGUGUAAAGAGAAGGUCGGUUUUCUGAAGUUUCUGAGUUUCCACCAACCAAUCUCGUGUAGGGAAAUCUCAAGUCUUCUCUGAUAUUAUGUGUGCUCUUUGCCCGGCCAUAUAAUCAGCUGGAGCAAAUUUCUAAAAUCAAAGAUAUUAGGAAAGGAAGUCAAUUCCUCCUGAAAGUGGAAUAAGCUGGGGAGGCAUUCAGGGUUAUUUUAUAUGACUCAUUGUAGACGAUUCCUUGGCAGGCCUGAAUAAAAUUCAGCAGGUGUGUGUCUA